Acaulospora morrowiae is the source of this 924-nucleotide messenger RNA. Lineage: Eukaryota; Fungi; Glomeromycota; Glomeromycetes; Diversisporales; Acaulosporaceae. The record is from the annotation of a GenBank genome assembly.
UUUGAUGACACUUUCGAAGGAGUGUGUAGUUUUCGAGAUAUUGAUUUGGCGAAACAAGAUGAACGGGUAUCCACUGAAGAAAUUAAAACGAAUUUGCGGAAACUAAAGUUGAAUCUUGGUAACAGUACAGCCCCAUAUACUAAAAAAUUGCUCAAAUAUCUUAAAAAAAUCAAACCUUCCAACCUUACGUGGAGAGACCCAGAAGCAAGUCAAGUAAUUAGUAGUGAUUCGAAAAUUAUAUGGUGCUUAUCUGAGGAGGCGGAAGAUGAAUAUAACCAUUAUAUGGAGCCAGUAAAAUGUAUGGAGGGAACAACUCCUCUUCGUAUCAAAGAUGUAUGUAAUGGGUUUGUGAUGAGCUAUAAUAAUACCAUGUAUGAGGAGGUGCCUAUUGAGCUUUCACAUGGAAAUUGGGAUGAGUCGGAAGAAGAUGUUGUAGGGAUUGCAUCUGGAAUUCUAGAUACAAUAGGAAGUAUUUGGAGAAAUCCAGCGUUUGGAGAGAAGUUUGCGAAAUCUCAAAACGAAGGGACAUAUGUAAUGGAUAUUAUAGUUUCUGUAGUGAAAGCUUCAUUAGAAAACCUAUCAAUAAAGAGUUUCGCCUUCGUUAGCACAGCAGAACGACAAAGUAUAGCAAGUAAAGAUCAAAGGGAAAAGACUGGCAAGCGCUCCGAUAUUAUAUUCAUGGAAGAAAAUGAUUGGGUGAAGUUAUGGAGAGAAAUGAAUGAUGGCAUGUAUUGGGUGCACAAAGGUUGUAAGCCAAAAAAAGAUGGGGUAGAUAAACUUUUUAGACUACGUUCGGUAGAUAUCCCGGUACAAUUCACAGAUAGAGAUACUGUAUAUAAUUUUGUGGAGACACUGUUGCUAUUACAGAAAAUCCUAAUCAUUAACCUAUCUUUAUUAUUAAAUGCGGAUCGUGGUUUACAUUGA